AAAAAUCACUUCUUAAACAGCACUCUAGCAUGAAGCAGCAAAAAUGAAAACUCCGUCGAUUUUGCCAGUCAGCGAAGCCGAAGGCAAAAAAUGGCCUCAAUUUCUAGCUGCUACUUUGGCGUCUUUAGCGGUCUUUACGACUGGAUUACACACGGGCUGGCCGGCACCUUCCCUCCCUAAACUACUAUCAGACGAGUACCCGUACGACAUAUCCAACGAUGAAGCCUCCUACGUCACCAUAAUCGGCCACUUGGGAAAUUUGUGUGGUGGCUUGUUAGGUACGACCCUCCUGGACAAAAUCGGACGCAAAAAGACAAUUCUGGCGAUUGCAGUACCUCAGUUGGUUUCGUUUUUGCUGAUUAUCUUGUCGUACCAGUUGAUGGAGUUGCUUUAUAUCGCAAGGUUCGUCGGAGGGGUUGCCGAAGGCAUGACUUUCACCAUAAUUCCAAUAUAUAUAGCGGAAAUCGCAGAACCCAGUAUUCGGGGUACUUUAGGUACUCUUAUAUCAGUCACGUGCAUGUUCGGAAUCGUCUACGCGAACGUAGUUGGGUCGUACUUGAGUAUAAAAAUCACAGCCACUACGUUCCUAGUCUUUCCAGCGCUCUUCAUUUUGCUGUUUUGGAAAAUGCCCGAAAGCCCGUACUACCUCCUCAUGAUGAACAAACAAGACGAAGCCGAAGCCGCUCUGAAGUUUCUACGACGAAAAGCCAGCGUUGGACAAGAGUUAACCUUGUUGAUUAAAGACGUCAAUCGCCAGAUGUCCGAAAGCGGUACUUUCAAAGACAUCUUCACCAUAGACUCCAACAGGAAAGCCUUCCUUCUCAUGAUCGGUACUCGCGUGGUGCAACAAUGGACCGGAGUUUCGGCUUUCGGUCUCUACAUUCAGCUGCUCCUAGGUGAAGCCACAGACGCCCUUUCACCACAAAUCGGAUCCACAAUUCUCCUCUUCAUCCAACUAAUAAUGGCGGUACUUUCAACCUUCUUUGUAGACAAAUCUGGCCGAAAACCGCUGCUACUUUUCUCGACAGGGGGUUGUUGUUUGAAUUUGUUAAUCCAAGCGGUGUACUUUGGUUUGAAGGAGCACACAACCGUCGAUGUGUCGGUACUCAAUUGGUUCCCUCUGGUAAUGAUGAUUCUCUUCGUGGUACUUUUCUCAACGGGAUUAGGCGUGGUGGUGAAUAUCCUCAACAGCGAGAUCUUUUCGGCCAGUAUUAAGGCGAAGUGUGUUUGCUUGGUGAACAUCAUUUUUGCGUUGGGGAUGAUGAGUACGACCAAGUUCUACCAAGCCACCGCUGAUGCGUUUGGGUUGACGGUACCAUAUGCGAGUUUCGGGUUGAUUUCGCUGGGAGGGUGCGUGUUUUUGUACUUGUUUAUACCGGAGACGAAAGGGAAGAGUUUGGAGGAGAUACAGCAGCAGUUAAAGGGGAGGAAGAGUAGGAGUAGCAUGAUGGUGAAGGCAUAAGUGCUUUGUUAUAUUUAUGUAAAUAAAGAAUUAAUUUAUGUGAA
Messenger RNA from Zophobas morio, 1506 nucleotides. Its product is annotated as facilitated trehalose transporter Tret1-2 homolog. Bases 44 to 1462 code for a protein of 472 amino acids. The transcript has 2 exons. Lineage: Eukaryota; Metazoa; Arthropoda; Insecta; Coleoptera; Tenebrionidae. Gene Ontology annotation, cellular component: membrane. The record is from RefSeq and is a predicted model, not a curated record. Gene Ontology annotation, molecular function: transmembrane transporter activity. Gene Ontology annotation, biological process: transmembrane transport.